AUGGAUUCAUUCACAUUACCUUCAACUGACGGUCGAACCGUCACCGUUCUCGGUGGUGGUGUUCUCGGACGCCGCAUUGCCUGCGGCUGGGCAGCAAGCGGAUACGACGUUGUCAUCCGCGACCCAAGCCCUGAACAGCGAGCAGCGGCUGUAGAAUACUGCAAUACCAGCAUGUCAGAAUACUCAGACUCAUCAGUCAGAGGAUUUGUACGAGCUGUCGACGACCUUGCCGAUGCUGUUUCCAAAGCUUGGCUCGUCAUCGAAGCUGUACCCGAGAAACUCCCCAUCAAGAUCUCAACAUUCGCCGACCUCGAGCGCCUUACAUCAAAGGACACUAUUCUUUGCAGUAACUCGUCGUCGUAUAAGUCUAGAGAAAUGGUUGAAGAUCUCAAGCCAGAGACGAAGCGACGCGUGCUGAACAUGCAUUAUUAUAUGCCCCCCGACUACCGUGUGGUCGAACUCAUGACCGAUGGUGAGACCGCUGAGAACAUCUUUCCCUUCCUGUACGAGAAGCUGGAAGGUAUCAAGUUCCAUCCCUACGUCGCGCGAAAGGAGUCAACUGGUUUCAUCUACAACCGUCUCUGGGCUGCCAUCAAGCGAGAAGUCCUCAACAUUCUCGCCGAAGACGUUUCCACACCUGAGGAGAUCGAUAGACUCUUUAAGGAGAUGUGGUAUGCUAAGGAGAAGGGACCUGUCGCUAUGAUGGAUGCUGUCGGUCUUGACACUGUGUCUUUCAUCGAGCAGCAUUACAUUGCUGAGCGCGGCUUGCCUAAUACUCCUGUUGAGUUUCUUCAGAAGUAUAUCGAUGAGGGCAAGCUUGGUGCCAAGUGCGAUAAGGGCGGUUUGUUACCAGCGAAGAAAGCCAAGUCAGACGAGACCCAGCUUUACUUCUUGGAUGUUGGCCUGGCAGCUGGUGAUGAGGCUACGUGUCUAACAGCUGGUCGCGUCUUAGUUGGUUCUUCUGACAGGAAGCCACUGAAGACACUGAUCUCAGGCCAACGUAUGCCCGACGGUAUCGACAUCUCCACCUCAACCAACAAAUUAUUCUACACAACCAUGGGCAAGCUCUCCAAGAACGACGGAGCUGUAUACAGCUGCAACUUGGAUGGAUCGGACCUCAAGGAAAUCGUUCCUCAAGGUUCAGUUCAUACGCCGAAGCAGUUGACAGUUGACAACGAGAACUCGAAGGUUUACUUCUCUGAUCGCGAAGGAAUGAGGGUAAUGCGUUGUAACUUUGAUGGUUCAGCUCUCGAAACCUUGAUCCAAACCGGUGAUUGGCGAGAUGAGCAGCACAAGUCAGACCAGACUCGAUGGUGUGUCGGUAUCACUGUCUCGCCAUCAACUGGCAAGUUUUACUGGACACAGAAGGGAUUUUCCAAGGGCGGAAAAGGCCGCAUCUUCCGCGCAAACAUCGACUUCCUUCCCGGAGAGAAUGUUCUCAACAGAACUGACAUCGAAGUUCUGUUCAAGGAUCUCCCAGAGCCUAUCGAUCUUGAAGUCGACGACGCUACGAACAUGCUCUACUGGACAGAUCGGGGUGAGCUUCCGGAUGGCAACACCAUUAACCGCGCUAGUUUGGAUGGCCGAAGUGCAUGUGAGGGUCCCAGUGUCAUUGGCAAGGACUACGAUGUGCUGUCUCGGGGAUUGCACGAGGCAAUUGGAAUUAAGUUGGACUCUAAGAAUGGGCGCAUCUUUGCGACCGAUCUGGGAGGUUCAGUGUAUCAGCUUGACAUGGACGGCGGAAACAGGACGAAAUUGUACGAUGGAUCAGGCGCAUUCGUUGGUAUUACAAUUGCCUGA
Messenger RNA from Fusarium coffeatum, 1800 nucleotides. RefSeq lists its product as uncharacterized. NCBI's taxonomy places the organism in Eukaryota, Fungi, Ascomycota, Sordariomycetes, Hypocreales, Nectriaceae. The transcript has a single exon. Bases 1 to 1800 code for a protein of 599 amino acids. Gene Ontology annotation, biological process: fatty acid metabolic process. The record is from RefSeq and is a predicted model, not a curated record. Gene Ontology annotation, molecular function: NAD+ binding; oxidoreductase activity, acting on the CH-OH group of donors, NAD or NADP as acceptor.